AUGUCAAGUGUACAAGAACAAGAGUUACCAGAACCAGACCAUUACAACGAUGUUAUGAGUGGUGACGGUCAAGAUGAUGAUGAUGAUGUUGAGAUGCUAGAUUCUGUGAAUGAGGAUCCAACUGUUGGUUGUGCACCUGCACAAGUUGCACGUGGAAAGAAAAAUAGACUUAGAUCCGAAGUUUGGGAAUUUUUUAAACUCGUUAAGUAUAAGGAUGGUAGGAUAUGUCUAACAUCAGACAUGUGGACUUCUGUAACAACUACUGGAUAUAUAAGCUUAACUGCGCACUAUCUUGAUAAAGAUUGGGUAUUGCAAAAGAAGCUUCUGAAUUUCUCUCCCCUUCCACCACCUCAUACAGCUCUUAUUGUAAAAGAAGGACUUACGAAGAUUGAUCCAGCCGUGCUUAAGAUUCGAGCGUCAGUGAAGUCCCUUAAAAAGUCCCAAGUAAGAAAACAAAAGUUCUUGGACAUUGUUGAAACUUUAGGAAUGUCUGGUCUGAAAAAGGGUAUUCGGCAAGACGUAAAGACAAGGUGGAAUUCAACUUAUCUUAUGUUAGACAGUUGUAUCUUGUAUAAGCCAGUUUUCUCUCAUUUGAAGUUGGUGGAUUCAGACUAUGAAGACUGUCCAACUAAUGAAGAAUGGGAACAAAUUGAAGUAGUCACAAAGUUUCUCAAGGUGUUUCAUGAACUCACAAAGGUUUUUUCUGGUAGUAAGUAUCCUACUUCCAAUCUGUAUUUUGAAAGAAUUUGUCAAGUUCAGGUGUUACUAAAGAAAGAGAGCAGAAGUAAUAUUGAAUUCAUUAGGAACAUGGUAAAAGAGAUGCAAGCAAAAUUUGAUAGUUACUGGAAGGAGUUGAGUCCUAUAUUGGCUAUGGCAGUUGUGUUAGAUCCUAGAUCGAAAAUGAAUUUUGUGAAAUUUACUUACUCCAAGUUGUAUCCUGAUGAGAGAGAAUUAGAAUGUCAAGUUAAUAAAGUGCAUAGUAAUAUAAAAGCACUUUUUAAUGAGUAUUACACCUUGUCAAGUUCAAGAGCUUCCAACAGUUGUGCAGCUCAAAAUUUGAGUGUUCAAAAUGGUGGGAAUUUUGCUGCCCAAGAAGGGAGAAUAUGUUGCAACACAGGAACGUGGUGGUAA
This is a messenger RNA of Papaver somniferum (opium poppy), 1131 nucleotides long. RefSeq names its product zinc finger BED domain-containing protein RICESLEEPER 2-like. Gene Ontology annotation, molecular function: DNA binding. NCBI's taxonomy places the organism in Eukaryota, Viridiplantae, Streptophyta, Magnoliopsida, Ranunculales, Papaveraceae. The record is from RefSeq and is a predicted model, not a curated record. Bases 1 to 1131 code for a protein of 376 amino acids. The transcript is spliced from 5 exons.